UUGGUUCAAGCCGGUUCGUCCGAAGCGGGCGCGUUUGCCUCGCUUUUUGAAGCGCAAAAAUGGGCGCUUCUUGCAACAAUGGCUGCUGUCAAGACCCACAGGGUCAAGCUCUGGAGGCGCAAGAUGUUGGGAUGCCACUCACAUUAAGUGGAAAAGCAACUGAAGAGAGACCGACGCAUGUGUUCGACCAUGGAGCAGCCUACACUGGGAGUUGGAGUGGCCAACGCCGGGAAGGCUACGGUGUCCAGGUAUGGCCAGACGGUGCGCGGUAUGAAGGAAACUGGAAGGACGACCAAGCACAUGGUUGGGGAAGGUUCAUGCAUGCAGAUGGCGAUGUCUAUGAGGGCGAAUGGGCCAACGACACCGCUCACGGGCAAGGUACCUAUCACCAUUCCGACGGGUCGAAAUAUGAAGGUCAAUGGGAACACGACCGACAACACGGGCAUGGUGUGGAACAUUGGGUCGAUGGUGCUCGCUACGAGGGAAGAUACACAGCCGGGAAGAAACAUGGCAAAGGCUAUUUCACCUGGUCCGAUGGCUCUUCCUAUGACGGAGAGUUCCUGUGCAACGACAUCCACGGCUUCGGGACCUACACCUGGGGAGAUGGGCGCCGUUACGAGGGCCACUGGGAAGGCAACCGAAUGCACGGAAGGGGGAAGUUCACUUGGCCAGAUGGAAGGGUCUAUGAGGGAGACUACAUCAACGACAUCAAGCAUGGUGACGGUGUCUUCAAAUGGCCGGAUGGCCGUGAGUGCGCAGUCGGGUGACAGAAAGUGACGGACCGUCGUUGAAGACGUCGCUGGGUUCGAAAAACACCUCUAUUUUGUUAAAGAGAAGUUCUUAGAAUAGAAAGA
Durusdinium trenchii is the source of this 854-nucleotide messenger RNA. Lineage: Eukaryota; Dinophyceae; Suessiales; Symbiodiniaceae. The record is from the annotation of a GenBank genome assembly.